Molecule: messenger RNA, 990 nt
Organism: Caenorhabditis remanei
Lineage: Eukaryota; Metazoa; Nematoda; Chromadorea; Rhabditida; Rhabditidae
Exons: 6
Coding region: 1-990 (329 amino acids)
Biological process (GO): protein import into peroxisome matrix, docking
Cellular component (GO): peroxisomal membrane; peroxisome; peroxisomal importomer complex
Molecular function (GO): protein binding
Source: RefSeq, a predicted model, not a curated record
AUGUCUAUGCCAUCAAUGAAUCAACCACCUCCGCUGCCUCCGAGACCUAUUGACAAUCAACAAUUAUCAAAUCCAAUGAUGAGUUCAGGUUUCGGUUAUGGAGGUUACAGUAUGAACGGAUUUCCUGGAUCUGGAAUGUACGGAACCGGUGGAAUGUACGGUGGAAUGGGUUACGGUGGCUACGGUGGCGGUUUCAAUCACAUGGGAUACGGUCAAUCACCCGACAGUAAUUUUGCUCGUCUCGCAGAAGAACAGUCACGUGGAGCAUUUCAAUCGAUUGAAUCAGUUGUAAAUGCAGUUUCUUCUGUUGCAAAUAUGCUCAAUUCAACGCAUAAUGCAGUUUAUAGCUCAUUUCGAGCAGUUAUUGGAGUCGUUGAGCAAUUUGGAAGAUUAAAAACUCAGUUAUCAUCAGUAGUCGUUUCGCUUGCACUCUUCCGUUGGAUUUAUCGUUUUUGGAGGUGGCUUCUUGUCAUGCUGAAAUUGAAACCAGCAAAUUAUGCAAGUGCAGCUGAAAUGGCUUGGGGAGCUUCUCAGCCUUAUGCAACAGACGUUCUUGGAUCAACAAGAACCCCAGCAAGUGUCAAUUGGCCAGCUGCUCUCUUCUGGGUUGUUGCCAUCGGAGGACCAUGGCUUAUCUAUAAAUGUGUCAGUCAAAUGGUUCAAGCAGCCGAAGAAAAAAGGAAAUGGGCAACCGGGUCAGCAGCCCAUUACACAGCUCAAGCACUUUUCGAUUUCCAAGCUUCGAAUGAUCAGGAGUUGAGUUUUAUGAACGGAGAGACAUUGAGAGUUGCACCAAAAGAAGAGCAACCGAGAGUUAGAGGAUGGCUGUUGGCGAGUGCCGCUGAUGGAAGUCGUAUAGGACUUGUUCCUAUCAAUUAUGUGCGAAUAGUAGGAAAACAAUCCCAAUCUCCUCCACUUACUCAACAAAGCAAUUUGGAUUCAUUUGUGGAUGCGUUCCCUUCAAAAGAUCUGAAUUCUAAUUUCCAGUAA